Mycena citricolor is the source of this 833-nucleotide messenger RNA. NCBI's taxonomy places the organism in Eukaryota, Fungi, Basidiomycota, Agaricomycetes, Agaricales, Mycenaceae. The record is from the annotation of a GenBank genome assembly.
UGCAAGCUCAAACAGGGGCGAAGCUCAGUCGAGUUCUAACACAAGCGCGAAAGAGCUCUGAAAUAACAUUAACACGAGAAGGAAACGAUCAGCCUACUCAUACCCAGCCCUCCGCUCACACUCAAAUUCUCCUACAACCGACUCGAUUAUCGAAAUCGGCUCACCGUCGAAGCAUCAUCAUCGAAAUUCCCGACGCCAUCGAACGCCCCGACAUCAUCGAACGUCGACAUGGAGAUCGCCGUGUGUUCCCGACCCGCUGCAGCCGCAAAGGCCGAUCGGAUCACACCGGGGCAUCUUCGACCGUUCGAGAGUUCCUCUGGCUCUUGCAUCUGGACACGUACGAACCCGACUAAGCGAUCGUUUAUAAGGCACUCUGCCGCGACUGGAUAUGCCACCAUCGCCAGCAGCCAUCGGUGCACUUCCAGCUCAACUCACAAUCGUACUCACACUGCAACCCACCCACAUACAUCUGCAAUGUCGUGCUCUUCUGUGAUGGCGUAUUACGGCUACUUCUCUCCUCAUCAGACUUCCCCACCUGCCCGUGACACAUAUCAACCCCCAGUCUCAACCCCAAGCAACGAGAUUCCGGCAGCAGAAAAAUCUCCCAAGAGAGACUCAACCUCAUUGCGUCGUGUUGUCCAAAAAAUACUUCAUCCGCGCCGAGGUAGCUCGAUUCGCUCCGAAUUAUCACGCAGCAGCUCGCAGUCGAGUGUCUCGGACGCGGAGGCAGAAACGGCCUAAACAUGAUGACGAUCUAUCUCCCGGCCUAGACUGUAUCCUUAUUCAGACUCAAUGUAUUUUUAUAUCGAAUCACUAUCAGCUCUUCGUUUUCA